AUGUCCCAGCAUUCAUCACGCUCGUCAUCUAUCACCGAGAAGAUGACGCCUCCGGGCUCCCCGCGAACACCGGCGUCGGCCUUCGCAGCCACCACAGCUAAAGCCAUGACUUUCAUGCCAAGUAUCCCCGAUUGGAUCCCAGAAUCGGUCCGGCAGAAGCUCCAGUAUGCCCAGCUCGUCUACGUGCAGACGUACAACAAGGCUUCGCCUAUCGUCGCGCACUACUACAUGGACGUGUCCAAAAACAUGCCGGUGGGCAUUCCCGCACGCCUACGCAGACUCGCCAACGUCUACGCCGUGGUCGUAUGCGUUUUGUUACUCUUCGUGCACCUGAGCAUGUCCUCGGGUUCCGCAGCCGCCCACCGUGCGGCCACUUCUGUUGGCACCGUCCACAGCGACUUCCCCCACAAGAUUUGGCAGACGUGGAAGGUCAACCCGCUCGAGUUUGAGGAGCGGGAGCACAACACCGCGUACUCGUGGCUCGCCCGCAAUCCCGACUACCAGUACGAGGUCUUGACUGAUGGCAACGAGUAUGCCUACGUCGAGUUUCACUUCGGUCCCGAGGGUUUCAACCGCCCCGACAUUGUCGACUUCUACCGCAAUGUGCGUGCGACCAUUGUGCGCGCCGAUCUGCUCCGCUACAUGAUUAUGUAUGCCGAUGGUGGUGUCUACGCCGACAUCGACGUGGAGGCCCUCAAGCCAAUGAGCAAGUUUAUUCCCGAGCGGUACAACAAGCGUGACAUUGACAUGGUUAUUGGUGUUGAGAUCGACGAGCCCGACUGGAAGGACCACCCUAUUUUGGGCCAGAAGUCGCGGUCGUUCUGCCAGUGGACGUUCAUGUCCAAGCCACAGAACCCCAUCAUGAUGCGCCUCAUCGAGCAGAUCAUGGCUUGGCUGCAUGGCGUCGCCGACAAGCAGAAGGUGUCCAUCUCCGAGGUCGUCCUUGACUUCGACGAGAUCAUUACUGGUACCGGCCCGUCUGCCUUCACCAACGCUAUCCUGGACCACAUCAACCGAGGCCGCUCUGGCAAGAACUUGAUCACCUGGGAUUACUUCCAUGACAUGAGCGAGUCCAAACUCAUUGGCGGCGUUCUGGCCCUGACUGUCGAGGCAUUCGCUGCUGGCCAAGGCCAUUCCGACUCUGGCAACCACGAUGCCCGUGCUGCUCUUGUCCGUCAUCAUUACCAUGCGUCCAACUGGCCUAGCCGGCAUCCCCGCUACCGUCACCCCGUGUACGGUGAGGUUGAGAAGUGCAACUGGGUCGAUGACUGUGUUAAGCAGUGGGAUGCCGACGUCGCUGACUUCAAGAAGCUCAGUGAGAAAGAGCAGCGUGAGCGCAUUGAGCAACAUGAACGCGAAGUCAAGGAACAGGAGGCCAAGGACGAGGAGGACCGCAAGCAGAGGCAGCGGGAAGAGGAAGAGGAGCGUGAGCGCCGCGAACAAGAAGAAGAGGAUGAGCGCCGGCGGAAAGAAGAACAACAGCGCAAGGAGGAAGAGGACCGUCGCAAGAAGAACAACGAGAACAAGGGCAGCGAGCGCAAAGAGGGCGACAACAAUGAGAACAAGGACAACAAGAGCAAGGACAACAGCAACAACAAGAACAACAACGACAACAACAACAACAACAAUGACAGCAACAAGGAGAAGGAGGGCGACAAGCGGAACUAA
Molecule: messenger RNA, 1668 nt
Organism: Sporothrix brasiliensis 5110
Lineage: Eukaryota; Fungi; Ascomycota; Sordariomycetes; Ophiostomatales; Ophiostomataceae
Product: glycosyl transferase
Exons: 1
Coding region: 1-1668 (555 amino acids)
Biological process (GO): protein N-linked glycosylation
Cellular component (GO): mannan polymerase complex
Molecular function (GO): alpha-1,6-mannosyltransferase activity
Source: RefSeq, a predicted model, not a curated record